This is a messenger RNA of Talaromyces proteolyticus, 1494 nucleotides long. Its product is annotated as aminohydrolase. The transcript has 3 exons. Bases 1 to 1494 code for a protein of 497 amino acids. Gene Ontology annotation, molecular function: hydrolase activity, acting on carbon-nitrogen (but not peptide) bonds. NCBI's taxonomy places the organism in Eukaryota, Fungi, Ascomycota, Eurotiomycetes, Eurotiales, Trichocomaceae. Gene Ontology annotation, cellular component: cytoplasm. The record is from RefSeq and is a predicted model, not a curated record.
AUGACAAUAUCAGAGAAGCCUCAAUAUGAUUGCAUUAUCCUCAACGGCACCGUUGUAACCGCGGCAGAUGUAGGCUGUUACGACAUCGCCAUCAAGGAUGGGAAAAUCAUGCUUCUUGCGCCAACAGGCUACUUGGCAAGUGCUCCGGCCACGCGUGUAAUUGAUGCCGAGGGUGCUUAUGUUAUGCCCGGUGGUAUCGAUGCCCAUGUUCAUCUCGCGGAACCCCCAUUGUUCGGCAAAGGUCGAACUGCAGACGAUUAUGCAACAGGAACAAAAUCCGCAAUUGCCGGAGGCACAACCACUAUUAUCAGUUUCGCCCCGCAGGACAAAUCCCAGUCAUCGCUGCUAGGAGCACUCGAUGAAACUAGCAUCAAGGCAGCUAACCAGGCAUAUUGCGAUUACUCCUUUCAUCUUCUGGUUUCCAACCCGACCAGCCAAGCAUUAGACGAAUUUUCGAUACUACGAGAGCGAGGCAUUUCCUCCAUUAAGAUUUAUAUGACUUACGAGGCGCUACAACUACGAGAUAACCAGAUUCUGGACGUUCUACUCAAAGCGCGUACAGAAGGCAUUACAACAAUGAUACAUGCAGAAAAUGGCGAUGUUCUAAACUGGAUGACCAAGCAACUGGAGGACCGCAGCCUCCUAGCUCCUAAGUACCAUGCAACCUCCCGGCCCCAGAUCCUGGAAACAGAAGCCACCAACAGAGCUAUUGCGCUCGGCGAGCUGAUCGACACUCCGAUUUUGAUUGUGCAUGUGUCUUCUCCUUCGGCCGCCGAGGUCAUCCGCCGAGCCCAAACAAAAGGCCUACCAGUAUAUGCGGAAACGUGUCCCCAAUAUAUGAUACUCACUCGUGACGACCUCGAUAAGCCAGGCUUCGAGGGUGCCAAGUGUGUCUGCUCUCCUCCACCACGAGAAGGUGCUGAAGACCAUGAGGGUAUUUGGGCAGGCUUGCAAAAUGGCACAUUUACCAUUCUGUCCUCCGAUCACUGCCCUUUUGUAUUUGAUGAUUCAGAAAAUGGCAAGAAGGCUGCUAUCACAGCAGAAUUCCCACAGGGCCACUUUAAAUACAUCCCCAACGGAUGCCCCGGUGUCGAAACUCGCCUCGCACUUACAUUGAGUGCCAACCGUCUGACACCACAAAAGUUUGUUGAGCUUACUAGCUCUAACCCAGCGAAGAUUUACGGUCUCUAUCCCCAGAAAGGUGCUCUCAUUCCCGGUUUAUCCGAUGCUGACCUGACGAUUUGGUAUCCUUCGUCCACUCUUGACCCGUUCCCAAUUCAAAACUCCACCCUGCAUCAUAAUGUUGACUACACCCCAUACGAGGGGAAAAUGGUCUCACAAUGGCCCCGGUAUACAUUAAUUAGAGGGGAAGUUGUGUGGGAUCGGGAUAAUGGGGGGGUUGUAGGAAAGAAAGGAUAUGGUCAAUUUGUGAAGCGUGAUCGCAGCAGUCUGUCAAGUAGUAAUUCAUCACCUUGGAACAUUGAGAACUUCUAG